Messenger RNA from Paramecium sonneborni, 573 nucleotides. The record is from the annotation of a GenBank genome assembly. Lineage: Eukaryota; Ciliophora; Oligohymenophorea; Peniculida; Parameciidae.
AUGUCUAAUGAUCCUCAAUUCGAUUUAUUAAAUUUGGAACAGACAACCAGUGAGAUUAUGUAAAUGCCACUCACAAAUAAAUUUUUUAAGAAAUUCUAAACUGAGUUUAUAGCUGAACCUUGGGAUGCACCUAUCAGUCCUGUGAAAAAAAACAAUUAAAAAACCAAUUUAGCAACAUUAAAAGAUCCAAUAUCUCGAAUUCAACCUAAAAAAUAAAUUACAGAUACACCGAUUACUCCUUAAAAACCUAAGAGUUGUCAACAAAAAAAAUUAUUUGUAGAUCUAGGAAUACCUAUCUAUACUCCUACUUAUCCUAAAAUUAUCUAAAGAAUUAUCAUAUAGACGCAAAAUAAAUCUUCUAGAAAAAAUUCAACUAGUUAAUAUAGAUAAAAAUGUUUUUAGAGUAUGUUUGUUGCUUAAAAAUAAAAUACUUAAUUUUAAAAUAUGGUUCAUUCAUCAAGUGAUUACUUUAAUUUUAUAUCUCUAAUAAAUCCAGUAUCUUAAAAAAACAAAACAAAAAAAGAACCUAUAUUUAAAAAUUCUAAGUUUAAAUUAAAAAAAUUGUUAUAAUGA